Messenger RNA from Symbiodinium pilosum, 2778 nucleotides. The record is from the annotation of a GenBank genome assembly. Lineage: Eukaryota; Dinophyceae; Suessiales; Symbiodiniaceae.
GCAGAAAGGCUGCAGGAAAAGAUCAGCUUGUACUUCUCUGGGGACAAUAGCCAGGUCAUAGAGGACAUGGAUGCGUACAUGUUGGCGGAUAAUGGCAUCUUGCUAGAGGAUCUUCCGUUGGGGAAGCUCCAGCAAUUUUUGGAAGAUCCGUCUGCAUUCAAGAAAGAUUCAGAAGCCUUGCAAGCGACACGGAAGCAACUCUAUGGUUUGGGCCGCAUGCCUAUUCUCACUGCAGAGGCCGAGGCACAUGCUUGCUUGAAGCAUGAAAGCUCUGGGAGGCGGAGGCAGUUUGCAGUUGAGUUUCUGGCGCAGACGACAGCCCUGCGGGAGUUUCUCGAAGCGCGGCAGUCGCAUGCUGAUGCUGGACGCGGAGCAAUGACGAGCGGUAUGCAACGAUUGUGGAUGCCCUGGGUGGAAGCCAUGGCGAGGGUCCUAUCCGACGAGAAUGCUGAACAGCGCAGGGGCACGGGAUCCAAAUCCUUCAGGAUGUUGACAUCUUUGGGACUGGAGCCCGAACUUCUUGCCAUCAUUGCCAGCCAGACCGUGCUGAACUUGCUGAUGCUGCCAUGCUUCCGACACAAAGAUGAGAUGCAAGAGGCAGCCAAGCGGGAUCGUUUUGGAGAGGUUCCGUUCUCUACAGCAGCUACUGCGGUUGGUGAGGCAAUCGAGGACGAAGUGUUGUGGCUGCAGAUUGCCGCUGGUGAAGGAGUCCGUUCGAUGAAGACGAGCGAAUUCUUGCAGAUGCGCAAGCUGAAGAAGGCAUACAGAGAUCGGACAAAAUCGGUGCCUAUGGGAGCAGCAUUGGUUGACUUGUUGCUGGACUGCGCGACAAUCUCCGUGCCGAGUGAAGCUCAGGAAUUUACAGGGUUGGCAGCCAGCCACACGGUCGAGCAGGCCUUGAUCCAUGGGAAGCGCCGGGAAGGCAUCAAGCAAAUUGGGUAUUUGUCCCUGCAUCCAGCGGCACGCUCGCGCAUGGAGUCGGAGGGUGAAAAUUUGCACUUCGUCCGGCCCAAGAUGCAGCCCAUGGUCAUCCCUCCACUGUCCUGGCAACCUUGUGGAGAUUCACCCCAAGGCCCGUACCUCCUCCACAAGUCCUCAUUCGUUAGAACUCCUUCGGAGUCAAUGGCGCAGCUGAGAGCUUACAGUGCAUCACGAAGCGCUCGGAUUAUGGACAGCCUGGGAAGUAUGCCAUGGAGAAUCAACGGGCGCAUUCUGGAGUUGAUGAGGGAGGUCCAGAAUCAAGACUUGGCAAUUGCAGAUGUUCCACCCAACACGGACCCGCCGGUUCCUCCACCUCCGAGUGCAGAUGAUCCGGACUAUCAAGUUCUGCGUCUCAGGCGUCUCAACGCUGAAAAGCGCAUCCGAGAACUACGGUCAGAGCGUCCGACCUUCGAGUUGAAACUGCGGGUUGCCGAAGACUUCAUCAAUGCUGACCGACUAUACUUUCCGCACAACGUUGAUUUUCGAGGGCGCUGCUAUCCACUCCCGCCACAUCUGAAUCACAUGGGGGAUGAUGUCAGCCGUGCUCUUCUGAUGUUUUCUGAAUCUAUGCCAUUGGGCCGCGAUGGUCUUUUCUGGUUAAAGGUGGACAUAGCCAACCUCCAUGGAAACAACAAAAUUUCGCUCGAAGAUCGAGUUCGAUGGGUCGAUGAUCGUAAAGACAUUAUAGCACAGGUUGCUGAAAAUCCCCUGAGUCCAGAAAGCAUACCUCACUGGGCGCACGCAGACGAUGGGCCGUGGCAGGUGUUGGCUCGUUACAUGGAGCUGGCGGAAGUCUACAAAAGAGGUCCUGGGGCUGAAGAGGACAUCAGAAGCCACUUGCCGGUGCAUGUGGAUGGAUCCUGCAACGGUCUCCAGCAUUACGCGGCCUUGGGCAGAGACCUCGCAGGUGGAGAGGCUGUCAACUUGGUACCCAACGACAAGCCUCAGGAUGUUUACACGGUCGUGCUGAAUGUCGUUAUCAGCAAGGUGAAGCAGGACGCAAAACUUCCAGCUCAUGACCCGGAUCAGCCCGACGGCCGCCCACUCAGCCUUGAUCAUGGACGCCUUGCCCGAACCCUCAUUGAGCUUGGUAUUCUCAAGCGUAAGGUCGUGAAGCAGACGAUAAUGACUAUCUGCUACGGUGUUACGACCGUCGGAGCUCGAAAGCAGGUCCAGGGCCAGAUUGAGGACGUGGUGGGCGACAAGGUCGAGCCAGAAGAGAUCUUGCAGCUGGCGAAGUACUUGUCCAGGUUGGUAUUGGCUUCCAUUGAUGAGGUCUUUGCACAAGCGAAGAAAAUCCAAGACUGGUUGAAUCAUGUGACGAAGCUGUUCACGAUGCUACAGGCUCCGAACGCGUGGAUAUCACCUAUUGGUCUAAACUGCGUACAACCAUAUCGGAAGCCGCAGAAGCAAGUGGUGCGAAGCAAGCGCCAGAAUGUCACGCUGAGAACAGGUGAUACCCCACAGAUACACCAGAUGAAGCAACGAAUGGGCUUUCCUCCCAACUUCAUCCAUUCACUGGAUGCCACGCAUAUGAUGAUGGUUGCUGAGCUCUGCGAGCGGGAGGGUAUCACAUUCGCCGCCGUGCAUGACUCGUUCUGGGCACAUGCUUGCAACAUUGCCAAGCUCAAUGAGUUGACACGGGACGCGUUUGUUUCGCUUCACAGCCAGCCGAUUCUAGGCGAGCUGUACGAGGACCUCAAAGUCCACCUUGGCGGUCAAGAGCCUCCACCUAUUCCAGAACAAGGGGAGCUGGACUUAAACGUGGUGAGAGACAGCGCGUAUUUCUUUGCUUAA